AUGAGCAUUAGACAAGCAACUCUUGACGACUUGAUUUAUAUUCAAAACUGUAAUUUACUGGAUCUUCCAGAAAACUACCAAAUGAAGUAUUACCUUUACCAUGCUUUAUCUUGGCCUCAGCUUUCUUUCGUUGCUGAAGAUGAAAAUGGCAAGAUUGUUGGAUACGUAUUAGCUAAAAUGGAAGAAGAACCUACAGACGUUCCUCAUGGCCAUAUCACAUCUUUAUCUGUUAUGCGUACCUAUAGACGUCUUGGUAUUGCUCAAAAGUUGAUGACUCAAGCUACCAGUCAAAUGGCCACUGUCUUUGGUGCUCAUUACGUCUCUCUACACGUCCGUAAAACCAAUCGUGCUGCCAUUGGCCUUUAUAGAGAUACUUUGAAGUUUGAUGUGCAUGACAUUGAGAAAAAGUAUUAUGCUGAUGGUGAAGAUGCUUUGGCAAUGCGUUUGAAUUUGAAGGAAACAAAGCCUGUCAUUCGUGGUGUUGUGGAAGAGGUUAAUGAAGCUGUUGCUGCUCAUUAA
Gilbertella persicaria is the source of this 519-nucleotide messenger RNA. RefSeq names its product acyl-CoA N-acyltransferase. Lineage: Eukaryota; Fungi; Mucoromycota; Mucoromycetes; Mucorales; Choanephoraceae. Gene Ontology annotation, cellular component: NatA complex. Gene Ontology annotation, molecular function: protein N-terminal-serine acetyltransferase activity; protein-N-terminal-glutamate acetyltransferase activity. The record is from RefSeq and is a predicted model, not a curated record. Gene Ontology annotation, biological process: N-terminal peptidyl-glutamic acid acetylation. The transcript has 5 exons. Bases 1 to 519 code for a protein of 172 amino acids.